AUGUCCCGCCACCGUAACGUACGCAACCGCGCGUACUCAUAUGAGGAUGAAGAUUAUGACGAACACUACGACGACUGCGAGCCCAAUUCACCCAAUUCCAACGAAUUCAUGUAUCGUCGAGAUUCUCCCAGUCGUCAGCGAUCCGUCUUUUCCUUCGUGCAACAAGAUCCGACUUUAGUGGAGCAAAAUCUGAACAAUAUCAAUCAUUUUAUUGAAGACCCUAGAGAUGCUGAGAUUUUGGACGCCAUGAUACCUCAAGUACAACAAGUUAUUGGCAAUAGAUUUUCAUGCAACGAGAUGAUUCCGGAACUUCGUCGUGCCAAUUACGAUCUGGAUAAAACCGUGGUGGCUUUGCUGGAAAAAGGUGAAGCGACUCCGGUUGCAAUGGGUGGUGUAUUGCCAUUGGAGAUCCAGAUUCCCAGACUUGAAGCGGUGGCGCUAGCCGUUGACAAUGAGGAGACUCAAUUCAAGAAGGAGAUUAUCAUGCCUGCGCUGACCAAAGGCAAAGCUAUGGCUAUUGGAGGAGUUGUAAUGCCGUCACCAGUUUCUAAGGAGGUGGGAGAUGUGAAGAAGCCUCCGUGUUUGUCGACGGCAGAUGCGGUCAGUGCUGCACCCACGAUCUCACGGACACAGACUCAGUUUACACCAGCAGAGAAAAAAGCUUUUGAACGUGCCGAGUUGAAGACGCAGGAAAAAGCGAUAGCGUUGGAGGAAAAGGCGCGGAAUGGAGGCAAAACCAAGAUUAGUAUGGUAGUGAUUGGACACGUUGAUGCCGGCAAAAGUACCAUUACUGGCCAUCUGCUGUACAAGUUGGGCUACGUGAGCAAAAAACUGAUGCACAAGUACGAGAAAGAGUCGCGUGAGGCUGGCAAGUCAUCCUUUGCAUAUGCCUGGGUCAUGGAUGCUGACGACGAAGAGCGUUCUCGUGGUGUCACCAUGGACGUGGGUACGAGCUACUUUGAAACGGCAACCAAGCACCUCACCUUACUCGACGCGCCAGGACACCGCGACUUCAUUCCAAAAAUGAUUGCGGGAGCGGCACAGGCAGACGUUGCUGUGCUGGUCGUUCCAGCAGUGAUUGGUGAAUUUGAAGCAGCAUUUGAGAAUUCCGGACAAACCAAGGAGCACACGAUGCUUGUACGAAGUCUUGGUGUUUCGCAAAUGGUCGUGGCAGUCAACAAGAUGGAUAUGAUCAACUGGGAUAAGGAGCGCUUUGACAAUAUCGUGAAGUCAUUGUCUGCAUUCCUCACGGGCGCAGGAUUUCGCCCGAAAAACCUGCAUUUCAUUCCUCUCAGUGGCAUCACAGGCGCCAACUUGGAGAAAACUGGCGGAGUCGAGGAAUGCUCAUGGUACUCGGGCCAUUCGCUAGUCGAGGCGAUCGAUGCCUUUACUCCCCCUCAACGCCAGAUCUCCAAGCCGUUCCGGAUGACGGUCUCAGAUGUGUCCAAGUCAAUGAGCCUGGGACAAACUAUCACUGGUCGCAUUUACGCUGGUGCUGCCGCAGUGGGCGACACGUUCUUCUUGAUGCCAAUUGGACUUCCUGUGACGGUAAAAGGGAUGGAACAAGAUGGCGAGACCUGUUCCCUUGCUCGCGCCGGCGACACAAUCGAGAUGGGAGUCGCUGGAAUCGAUCCGUCGGCAUUAACUACUGGCAGCAUCCUCUGUUCUAUUGCGUCACCGGUGCGGCUUGCCAAGAAAUUUGAGGCCAAGAUUAUGACCAUGCCGUCGGUAGAGGUUCCACUAGUAAAGGGAACAUGCGUGACUAUCCACAUGCACAACGUGGACGAGCCUGUAAACAUCACACGGUUGAUUAGCAUCUUGAGCAAGACCGGCGAGGUCGAGAGGAAGAAGCCGCGUUGCAUCACCCGUGAGCGCUCGGCUGUGGUGCAAAUAACGUGCCAUCGCAAGAUCUGCCUCGAGGAGUUUGCAAACUACCGUCAGCUCGGGCGCUUCACGCUGCGCGAUCGUGGGAAGACGCUUGCUGCUGGUAUCAUCACACAGAUUAUCACGUAG
Peronospora farinosa is the source of this 2013-nucleotide messenger RNA. NCBI's taxonomy places the organism in Eukaryota, Oomycota, Peronosporomycetes, Peronosporales, Peronosporaceae. The record is from the annotation of a GenBank genome assembly.